GUCUGUUGCCAAAAAAAAAAAUUCAGGAUUAGAGCCCUGGAAGGGGAAACCAAGGUGAGGGUCUCCCAGGAGUCCCCCAGGGGCCAAGCAACACAGAAUCUCACAUGGGCCCAUCUUCCUUCCAUAGGAUGAACCAGACUCUGAACAGCAGCAAGACCCCAGCAUCAAACUGGAGUGGCCCCCCGGGGGAAACACUGGGCGUGACCACCCGGGUGCUGAGCGCGCUGACCAUACUCACCUGCGUGGUCGGCAUCGCAGGCAAUGGCAUGGUGAUCUGUCUGCUGAGCUUCCGCGAGCAAAGGGGCCCCUUCUGUGUCUACAUCCUCCACCUGGCCGUGGCCGACCUCCUCUUCCUCCUCUGUUUGGCCUCCGAGCUCAUCCUAGAAGCCAGCCUGGUGGCUAACACGGGUCAUACAAUCUACUCAGACCACACAGUCCACAUGUUCCCCACGGUCCUCAAGGCCUUUGAGGUGCUGAGGAGAAUGAACUUCUUGGCCUACACGGUGGGCCUGAGCCUGCUGACGGCCAUCAGCAUGGAGCGCUGCCUCUCAGUCCUCUUUCCCAUCUGGUACAGGUGUCACCGGCCGCAGCACCUGUCGGCCAUGGUGUGCGCCCUGCUCUGGGCGCUGGCCGUCCUGCUGAAUGUGAUCGAAGCGUUGUUCUGCAGAGAGUUCUGGAACCUGGACACACAGCAGUGCUUCACAGUGGACCUCAUCUUCAGCCUCCUCAUCCUGGCACUCUUCACACCCGUGAUGGCCCUGUCCAGCUUCAUCCUCUCCGUGCGGGUGCAGAGAAGCUUCCAGCGGCGCCGGCGGCAGCCCACACGGCUGUAUGUGGCCAUCCUGGCCUCCGUCCUGGUGUUCCUCACCUGUGCCCUGCCCCUGGGCAUCUACUGGUGCCUCCUCUACUGGCUGGACCGGCACCUGUGGACAGACAUUAAACUCAGCUACUCCAUAUUCUUCUCCUCGUCCGUGAGCAGCGGUGCCAACCCCAUCAUCUACUUCGUGGUGGGCCGUCGGAGGAGCCCGGGCCCGAGGGAGGCCCUGGGGACCGUGCUUCGCAGGGCGCUGCAGGAGGAGGCCGAGCUGGAGCCGGGGGACACGCCCUCCACCGGCACCAACCAGGAGGGGGUCUGAGAGCGGCGCGCCCACCCGGGAGCCGUGUGCCUGUCUGGCCGCUGGCGGGAGCCCGGAAGGCUUUGCAUCUCACCCUGUCCGGGUCCCUUUCUUGCCUGCCAGGGCUCCCCCACAGAACACCGUGUCCCGGAUCUCACAGUGCAGCUCCGCUGGGAAGAUUAAAUGUCAUCUUUUUCUUUGCGGACGAUCUUCUGGUUAGAAGGCAAAUGUCAGCUUUCAGCCCUGGCCUGGUUGAAGCUAAUUAUCUCAACAGUGUCACCAGUGGGUGCCGCCCCUAAAAGCAGGUGUGCUCUGAGCACCCUCCUUUCCUGGCUCAUCUGCUUUCCCAUCUCAGC
This is a messenger RNA of Vicugna pacos (alpaca), 1471 nucleotides long. It is a transcript of the gene MRGPRD, whose product is annotated as MAS related GPR family member D. The record is from RefSeq and is a predicted model, not a curated record. Gene Ontology annotation, cellular component: plasma membrane. Gene Ontology annotation, molecular function: G protein-coupled receptor activity. NCBI's taxonomy places the organism in Eukaryota, Metazoa, Chordata, Mammalia, Artiodactyla, Camelidae. Gene Ontology annotation, biological process: G protein-coupled receptor signaling pathway.